Messenger RNA from Cercocebus atys (sooty mangabey), 8509 nucleotides. It is a transcript of the gene UBN2, whose product is annotated as ubinuclein 2. Gene Ontology annotation, cellular component: nucleus. The record is from RefSeq and is a predicted model, not a curated record. NCBI's taxonomy places the organism in Eukaryota, Metazoa, Chordata, Mammalia, Primates, Cercopithecidae. The transcript is spliced from 18 exons. Bases 233 to 4276 code for a protein of 1347 amino acids.
GGGGGAUCCAACAUGGCGGCCGCGGCGACCCUGGCGAUGGCGGUGAAGCCCAUCAGAACGUAGUAGCGGGGAAGGGGACGCGGUCCGCACUCACCGUGGCGUCGGCGGAGACGGCUGAGGGUGGUGGAGGGAAGAAAAGCGACGGAGAGCAAGAGGAAGGGCGGGCAGGCACGCAGCGCGGCGUAGAAGCGAGCGCCGGCUCGAGCUAAAGCAGAGGGCCAGAACAGUGGGGAUGGCGGAGCCGCGCAGAGUAGCGUUCAUUAGCUUGUCACCGGUGCGGCGGCGCGAGGCCGAGUACCCGGGGCCCGAGCGCGAGCCCCAGUACCCCCGCGAACCCCCCCGGCUGGAGCCGCAGCCGUACCGCGAGCCGGCCCGGGCGGAGCCGCCGGCCCCGCGGGAGCCUGCCCCCCGCUCGGACGCGCAGCCCCCACCGCGGGAGAAGCCGCUCCCCCAGCGCGAGGUCAGCCGCGCCGAGCCGCCCAUGUCGCUGCAGCGCGAGCCCCCGCGGCCCGAGCCGCCGCCGCCGCUCCCGCAGCUGCCCUUGCAGCCGCCCCCGCCGCGGGAGUCGGCUUCCCGGGCUGAGCAGCCGCCGCGGCCGCCGAGGGAGACGGUGCGCCUGGAGCUGGUGCUCAAAGACCCCACCGACGAGAGCUGCGUGGAGUUCAGUUACCCGGAGCUGCUGCUGUGCGGAGAACAACGGAAGAAGCUCAUUCACACAGAAGACCCAUUUAAUGAUGAACAUCAGGAGAGGCAAGAGGUGGAAAUGUUGGCUAAGAAAUUUGAAAUGAAAUAUGGUGGGAAACCCCGUAAACACCGGAAGGAUCGGCUACAAGAUUUAAUUGAUAUAGGCUUUGGCUAUGAUGAGACAGAUCCAUUUAUUGAUAACUCAGAGGCUUAUGACGAAUUAGUUCCCGCUUCUCUAACAACAAAAUAUGGAGGCUUUUAUAUCAACACUGGCACUCUACAGUUUCGCCAAGCUUCAGAUACUGAAGAAGAUGAUAUUACAGACAACCAAAAGCACAAGCCACCCAAAGUCCCCAAAAUAAAAGAAGAUGAUAUUGAGAUGAAGAAGCGGAAGCGGAAAGAGGAAGGGGAAAAGGAGAAGAAGCCAAGGAAAAAAGUACCCAAACAACUGGGAGUUGUGGCUCUAAAUUCACACAAGUCUGAAAAAAAGAAGAAACGUUAUAAGGAUUCUCUUUCUCUGGCUGCCAUGAUCAGAAAAUUCCAGAAAGAGAAGGAUGCAUUAAAGAAGGAGUCUAACCCCAAAGUCCCAGUGACCUUGUCAACCCCCUCUCUAAAUAAACCCCCAUGUGCUGCUGCAGCACUGGGGAAUGAUGUCCCGGACUUAAAUCUGAGCAGCACUGAUCCAGACCUUCCCAUUUUUGUUAGCACAAAUGAACAUGAGCUGUUUCAGGAAGCUGAAAAUGCCCUAGAGAUGCUAGAUGAUUUCGACUUCGACAGAUUACUGGAUGCUGCUUCUGAUGGUAGCCCCCUAUCUGAAUCGGGGGGUGAAAAUGGAACCACCACCCAGCCAACCUACACUUCUCAGGUUAUGCCCAAAGUGGUACCUACACUCCCAGAGGGUCUACCUGUACUUCUUGAAAAACGUAUUGAAGACCUUCGUGUAGCUGCCAAACUUUUUGAUGAAGAAGGAAGGAAAAAAUUCUUUACACAGGAUAUGAAUAAUAUUCUUCUGGACAUUGAGUUACAGCUACAAGAACUAGGCCCCGUCAUUCGCAGUGGUGUCUACUCCCACCUUGAAGCUUUUGUGCCAUGCAAUAAAGAAACACUAGUAAAACGUCUAAAGAAGUUACAUCUCAAUGUCCAGGAUGAUCGUUUGAGAGAACCUCUGCAAAAACUGAAACUGGCUGUUAGCAAUGUCAUGCCUGAACAGCUAUUUAAAUACCAGGAGGACUGCCAGGCUCGUAGUCAAGCUAAGUGUGCCAAAUUGCAUACAGAUGAAGAACGUGAAAAAAAUGGAUCCGAAGAAGAUGAUGAUGAGAAACCAGGAAAACGUGUCAUAGGACCAAGAAAGAAAUUCCACUGGGAUGAUACCAUCAGAACUUUGUUAUGUAACCUUGUUGAGAUCAAAUUGGGAUGCUAUGAGUUAGAACCAAAUAAAAGCCAGUCUGCUGAAGAUUAUCUUAAGUCUUUUAUGGAGACAGAGGUGAAGCCCCUGUGGCCUAAGGGCUGGAUGCAGGCAAGAAUGCUUUUUAAGGAAAGCCGGAGUGUUCAUAAUCAUCUUACUUCUGCUCCGGCAAAGAAAAAGGUGAUUCCUGCACCUAAACCCAAAGUAAAGGAGGUGAUGGUAAAGACCCUUCCUCUCCAUUCUUUCCCUACUAUGCUUAAGGAGUAUAGUCCAAAAAAGGACCAGAAAACUCCGGCAUCCCUGGUGGCUUCAGUUAGCGGUCCUCCAACGAGCUCCAGCACAACUGCCGUUGCUGCAGCCAGCUCUAGCUCUGCACCAGCCCAAGAAACCAUCUGCCUCGACGACUCACUAGAUGAAGACCUUUCUUUCCAUUCACCUUCACUGGAUCUUGUUUCUGAAGCUUUAGCGGUUAUCAACAGCGGGAACAAGGGCCCUCCUGUUGGCUCAAGGAUAAGCAUGCCAACCACAAAGCCUCGUCCAGGACUGAGAGAAGAAAAAUUAGCUAGUAUCAUGAGUAAGCUGCCACUGGCUACUCCCAAAAAACUAGAUUCUACUCAGCCUACACAUUCUUCAAGUCUUAUUGCUGGUCACACAGGGCCAGUACCAAAGAAACCCCAGGAUUUAGCUCAUACUGGCAUCUCUUCAGGCCUUAUUGCUGGUUCUUCCAUUCAGAACCCUAAAGUUUCUUUAGAACCUUUGCCAGCCAGGCUACUUCAACAAGGACUUCAGAGGUCAAGCCAGAUUCACACUUCUUCCUCUUCACAGACCCACGUCUCCUCUUCUUCCCAAGCCCAAAUUGCUGCCUCUUCUCAUGCUCUGGGAACAUCCGAGGCCCAAGAUGCUUCUUCAUUAACACAAGUAACAAAGGUGCACCAGCAUUCAGCUGUCCAGCAGAACUAUGUGUCUCCAUUACAGGCCACCAUCAGUAAAUCCCAGACCAACCCUGUGGUGAAGUUAAGUAAUAAUCCCCAACUCUCCUGUCCCUCCUCGCUUAUUAAGACUUCAGAUAAGCCACUUAUGUACCGCCUUCCUUUAUCUACCCCCUCACCUGGAAAUGGUUCUCAAGGGUCCCACCCCCUGGUUUCUAGGACAGUACCUAGCACCACUACCUCCAGUAACUAUUUAGCCAAGGCUAUGGUGUCACAGAUCUCCACGCAGGGUUUCAAAUCUCCCUUCUCGAUGGCUGCCUCCCCAAAACUUGCCGCAUCUCCCAAGCCUGCCACAUCUCCUAAACCCCUGCCCUCGCCUAAGCCUUCUGCCUCACCCAAGCCCUCUCUGUCAGCUAAGCCUUCAGUAUCAACUAAACUUAUUUCUAAAUCCAACCCGACUCCCAAGCCUACUGUAUCCCCAAGUAGUUCCAGUCAAAAUGCACUAGUAGCCCAGAGUAGCCACUCCAGCACUAACAACCCGGUCCAUAAACAGCCCAGUGGAAUGAACAUCAGCAGACAGUCUCCCACCUUGAAUUUAUUGCCCUCUAAUCGCACUUCAGGCCUUCCAUCUACAAAAAAUCUUCAGGCCCCCUCAAAGCUAACAAACUCAUCAUCCACUGGAACUGUUGGGAAGAAUAGCUUGAGUGGAAUUGCAAUGAAUGUACCUGCCAGCAGAGGUAGCAACCUUAACUCAAGCGGAGCUAAUAGGACUAGUCUAUCUGGGGGAACAGGAAGUGGAACACAGGGUGCUACCAAACCAUUGUCUACUCCACAUAGACCAUCCACUGCCUCAGGGUCUUCAGUGGUAACAGCCAGUGUGCAGUCCACAGCAGGAGCAUCAUUAUUGGCUAAUGCCUCACCUCUGACUCUCAUGACAUCACCUUUGUCUGUAACAAAUCAAAAUGUGACUCCUUUUGGGAUGCUGGGUGGCCUUGUUCCAGUGACCAUGCCCUUCCCGUUUCCCUUGGAGAUAUUUGGCUUUGGAACGGACACAGCUGGAGUGACAACCACCUCGGGAUCUACCUCAGCCGCUUUCCACCAUAGCCUAACUCAGAAUUUACUCAAGGGUUUACAGCCAGGAGGAGCCCAGCAUGCAGCAGCGCUUUCCCACUCACCUCUGCCUGCACACUCACAGCAAGCAUUUCACGAUGGAGGCCAAAGUAAAGGGGACACUAAAUUACCACGGAAAUCUCAGUGACUGCCCAGCAAGCAAAGGAGACGAAAUGUUUAGUUGACUGAUGGAAUCUACCUGAUGGGAAAGUACUUAUGUGGUCAUAGGGCUGCUGUUUCUGUCGAUGUUUACAUUCUCUCGUCCCAAGCACUGUGGUGAGGAGGAAAAAGAAAAGAAAACAUUACUUGAGCAAAGCCAGGUGCAGGAGGAAGAAAUGCUUUUGUGCAAAGUUAGUGACCUUUGGUCUCUUCUAAAGAAUGACAAAGUUACCGUAUUAAUAGACUUGAAAGAGACUCAGUUGUCAAACCCACAGAAAUACAAAUUUGAUUUUUCCCGGGGGAGGAAGAAGGAAGUCAAGAGAAUUUGGGUAAACUCCAUCCAUCCUGGGGGUUAGAUCUGAACACUUAAUAGACAUAAUUGCUAAUAAAAGGCAUUAAAAACUGGAAUUAGGCCAGUUUGUCAGGAAUAAUGAUCAUGUCUAUUUGAGUGGACUGUGUAGCAAAUUUGCCACCAAAAAUAAUAGUGAUUCUAUCUCCGAUAUACAGUAGCUGAAGAAAUACCAUACCCUCUAAAAUCCUGAACAAACUUGAAUCUUCUCCAGUGUGUAGCAACUCCCCUAAAUCAGUGGACUAAAGAUCCUUCAGGAAAGUUAUUUUAGCACAGUGAUAUAUAUUAUUAAAUCAUCUAGAUUUUUAAAAAUCAGGAAGUUGAGCCUGUUGCUCUUAAGAGAUGAAACCUAGAUGUCCCCUUUUUGUAAAAGGGUCAAUUUCAUCUUCCAUUCAGAAGCAGGUACUUAACUCUUUUCUUCAGGUGAUUUGUGCAUCUAGUAUUGACUGGUUAAUUCUUAUUUCCAUUCUUGAUGUUAAAAUGUGACUGUGUUCACAUUUUUCUCUUGAGAAAUGGGGAUCUUUACAGGGUUAUUGCUUUGCUGCUAUUAGCCCUUGCAGCAACAUAAACUCUUAAGUUUCCCCAAUUCAUCUAACUUCACAACUUCUCCUUCUGUUCUUUUAGCUAGUGGUCCUUCAGGUGAUUAUUAGCUAUUGGUAUAAACAGGUAGAAGUGUACACUAUGUUUCUUCAUUGGUCAUUCAAAUGGCAUGAAUAUAGUUUUCGAAUUUUUAAGAUGGUAUUUUAAAGGGAGGAAUCACAUUAGGAUCACAAUCACAGUGUAUUUUUACUCCUUGUAUCCAGUGUAGUGAAAUUGUUUGGAGCAUUUGAGAUCCUAAAGCUUUACUAAUAUUUACUCAGUGUAUUGAUAUGUGAGUAAAUCUGCAGAAAAUAAGACUCCUUAGUUAUUAUAGCUUCCUUAUGCAAAUAGCAUAUUCAACAAAGGAUGUUAAGGGAAAAAUUUAUGGUUCUCCUUGGAUGCAUUUGAUUUGAUUUUUUUUUUUUUUUUGGCUGUAUUAUUCUAGUUUUUUAAGCUCUGUAUUUUCAAACUAUAUCAGAGAAUGGUGUAAACUCUAAAUGGUAUAAGCUUGAUCCAUUUAUAAUGACACACUAACCUAAAAAAAUCAAUAGACUGGUAGUGGCAACAUUUCUUGCAUAUGUGUUUAUUACACAUUACCCUAUACCAUUAGAUUACUCAAUUAAGAGUAUUAACGAGGCCCUUUUUCUUUUAUACGCAAAAGUCCCAGAUAUCCUACAGGACUGUGAAUAAAUAACCACAGAUCUGUUUAGAUCUGUAUGCCUAUAUUUUGACUUCAAAGUCACAUUGGCUUGCUUCUUAGCAAAAAAGUUAAUAAAUAACUGAAAACUUUAGUUCCAAGAACUUGUUACAGUAAAGGGAAAGGAUUAUUUCAAAGGAAUCACUAAUAUAAUUUCUUGACUCUAAGAAUUUAGUUUAUCAAUAAAACAAAUAUGGAUAUAGUAUGAACCCCAGUAGAUAUUUUGGAAGGAUACUGGAAGGAUGUCGCAGAGAGGUUUGACUUGAAUUCAGUAUGUCUGAUGAAGAUUUGCUUGGUUUCAGUUAGGGAAGCUUGCCCAAUUUUUUUACUUUUUCAGAUGUAGUGGACCUCUUGCUUUUAUGAAAAUUGAAUAAAAAGGUCUUUGCUUAAUACUAGGGGAAGUGAUGAGAUUUUCCUUUGGGAAGGUAACUUGUUUUACUUCUCAUACCACAAGAGAAGUCAAAGUACAUAUUAAUCUCUCUUCCGGAAUACUUGUAUGUAUGUGUGUAUGUAUAUAUAUAUACACAUACACACAUAUAUUCAUAUAAAUGACUAGUUUGAGUCAAAAAAUCAUUUGAAUUUCUUAAAACCAUCAAUUCUGAAUCAUGCCAUGUGAAGAUCCCUGGUGACUCUCAUCAUUAGAAAAGAACAGGAUAAUCAGUUCUUUUCCCUGUAACGUUUUAUACUAACCAGUAAAAAUAUCUGAAGGCCCUUGGCUCCAAGAAUAUAAUAUGGAGAUUCUUCUGUGUUCUCUUUAGUCUUGAUUCCUUGAGGACUGCUGUCAGAUCCCUACUUUAAACCCCCAUCUGCACUGACAACUUACAUUCAUUUCAGUCAGGACCCCUCUUUUAUGUUGUAUGAAUCAGUCAAACAUCCUUGUAUUUCUGUAUAGAUAAAGUAUGAUCAGAGAGUUUCUACAUGUAAAUACUAAUCUAUUUCUUUUCUAGAUCAUAACAUUGAAAAAGGUGCCCAUACUUUAUGGUCACCUGUCUUUACCGUUUUUAUUACUAAAAACAAACAUAUAAAUUGGUUAUUUUUUAGCACAGAGACUUGUGACUCAUACUGUAUUUUUGCACUUAAAAAUCAAAUUAUGUUAUUUUUUAAAAUGGUGAGUCAUUGGAAAGGAUAUCUAUAGAGCAACGUGUAUUUCUGAAGAGCAUUAGCAACAUCCAAAUGCAAAAAUAAUCAGCACACAUGAUUAUAUCCCACUCCUCGGGAUUCUUGAUUCAGGAAGAUUAAGCUGUUUGUUUUCAACUGUUUUAUAUUUUAAAUUGCCUUCACUGAUAUAUAAGCUGUUACUGUACAUACAAGUUAAUCCUCAGUAUUCACAAGCAAUAACAGUCAGCAGAGUUGUCCUUGGAGAUAGCUGUGCUGAGCCUCAGUUGGAGACUGGGAGCAAAGUGUCAAGCUCAUUCAGAGCAUCCAGAAUAAAUGCAAGCAAUAAUUUCCACUAUAAGUCAAUUAUAAUUCUUGUAUGCUUUUGAGGUCGGAGGGUAAAUGAAAUCAUGAUUUCAAAACAGCCUGAAGGAAAAGGUUUUGGGAAAGGAAAUGAGGCUAAUUCGUAGUCAUAAAAUUCUAAUACUUUGCGGGAAUUGGAAGAUGGUGAUAGUGCAUUCUUUCGUGCCCACCACCCCUCUGAUGGAUGUUGUUAGCCCAAAUUACAUUGUUCAUAUCAUGGACAUUGAAUAGGGUUUAUUGAAUCACGAAGGUAAGGGGAAGAACCGGGCACAUAUGUGUUGGAAUACUGUGGGUUUGACACCUGGUUGAAAACAACUUAUUGGACAUGAUUUUUAACCCAGGAUAUUUUUUUCCCAAAGCAGAUCUAAAUUGUUUACUACCCAGGGUUGGAAAGGGCAGGCACCUCUAAUCUAGUCUUUCUCCUCUGGUUGCCCUCUCCCACACCCCUUUCCACCUAUACUUGGUUCAAGAUAUUUUCUGAAACAAAAAUUCUACUGUUAUUCAAACUGCCAUUGGUUAUGAGAACUCUGUGUCCUUUGGGAUCAUCUCUUAGAACUCCAGUGAUCUAUCAUAUUUGCUGCUACAUUUGUAAAAUGAACUUUGCCUGUAUUGGUUGACUUUAAUCUAAUUUACAGUUCUUUAUUUCUAGGAUGUUCUGUCCUCUAAUUUGACUCAUGUAUAGAAUUAGGAUACUUUAUUUUAGGAGUGUACCAUAAAAGCACACUGGUCCCUAUGUUGUUUUUAUUAUUUAGGUUUGGAAUUUGUUUGCUUUUUUGUUUUUUGUUUUGUUUUUUUAAAGUUGGAAAUAGAAGAAUGAGAAAAAUCUAUAAUCAGGCCAAACUUGAGAACUGUCCUGUGCUUCAGCACUGUAAUUCUGCUGACCUAAUGUUCUCAAAAGGGCACUUUUACUUUCUGUUGUGCAUGUAUGAUUGUUGUUUUUUGCUUUUGGGGGGGCUUUUGUGUUUGUAAUAAUGAAGCAGAAGAAAAGUGCAGUAGUAGAUAAAUGACUGAUCACAAACAUGUUAUGCAAUUUUAUUUUAUAAAAUUUUAAGGGGAAAAGUUUAACUCUUUGUAAAUCAUUUCUUAGCUCUGGUAAAAUGCUUAUAUUACUCCUCUAAAACAUGCUCAAUUCAGGCCUU